AUGCUGACAUCCAAGCUAGAAUUCCUGGACAUACUCCAGGAAGCUCUCUCCCUCCCCUUCAACAGCAUCAGGUUCAUCAUUUUCUCUGCACUAACUUCCUUCCCUUUCUUCUGCUUCUCGCUCUUCUUCAACCUCACUCUCCAGCAAUCCGUCCUCCAAAUCUACGCUUCCCUAUGGCACUCUCAGCAGAUCCAGACCGCCUUUUCGAAGCUCGUCCAGCUCGGUCUCCUCUACCUGGUACCUUACCACCUCCUACAAUUCCUCAGCGUAGCCACAACGGUCGACAUGGCCACACGGCUCUACGACGGGGAGAACCUGUCAGGGAGCAACCUUAGGGACUUCCUCAGGAGACCCUUAUGCCGAAACGGGAUCAAAGGCCCCUUCAUCACUUUCAUGUACUCUGUCCUGCUCUCUGCCUCCACACUUCUCGGCUUGCUCUGGAUUGCCGCCAAUUGUUUCUUCGUCAUUAAGCUCUUCGACAACCCUUUUCACCACUACUACUAUUAUGACCACGACUACUACUACUACGGGUCUGGAGUGAGCCUGCUGCGGAAUUCUGCAAUAAUUGGGGUUCAUGGAGUGGCCUUUGUUGCCUUGUUGAGCAAGUACGUGGAGUGGAGCGGCGGAUGGAACGCGAGCGUGGUGGUUUCGAUCCUCGGGGAGGAGUAUGGGAACGAGGCGUUCGAGGUCUCGGCUUACUUCACAAGGGGGAGCCAGUUCAGGGGUGGGAUGCUUAUGUUUGUUUUCUUUGCUUGGGGAGUGGUACUGAGGCUGCCCUGCCUCUUUGGAGGUUGGUCUGUUGUGGGGAAUCAUGUAGGGUUUCUGCUGGCUUUCCUCGGCACGGUGUUGAUUUGUGUAGGGAAUGUGAUCAAGUGGGUGGUUUGUGCUGUCUACUUCUUUGACUGUAAGAGGCGGAUUCUGGAGAAGAAGAUUGAUGGUGAACAUGUGUGA
Molecule: messenger RNA, 951 nt
Organism: Linum tenue
Lineage: Eukaryota; Viridiplantae; Streptophyta; Magnoliopsida; Malpighiales; Linaceae
Source: the annotation of a GenBank genome assembly